UUCAUUUAAUUAAUAAAACAGAACAAGGCAAGGGUUUUGAAGAGGUUUUAAGCACAUCAGAGAAUUUUCAAACAUUCGAUUCAAUCUUUGAAACGCAAUGUCGACGCCGCCGAACCCAUCGGAAAACCCCAAAUCCGAUGCCAAACCAUCAGAUCCUCUUCGCGAUCAACCACCACCGGAGUCUCCCGAACCAGAAACCGCCGCCGAAGGCGAGGAAGAGGAAGAAGAAGGAGAAUGCGGAUUCUGCCUAUUCAUGAAAGGAGGCGGUUGCAAAGACACGUUCAUCAAUUGGGAAGAUUGCGUGAAAGAAGCUGAAGACAAAAAUGAAGAUCUUGUUGAAAAGUGCGCUGAGGUUACUGCAAAAUUGAAGCAGUGUAUGGAUGAACAUUCGGAUUAUUAUGAACCGAUUCUUAGGGCGGAGAAGCACGCUGAAGAACAGGUUACUAUUGAAUUGGAGAAAGAAAAGCAGGAUUUGGCGGCCGCCGCCGCCGAGAAUCAGCAGGAAGCCCCUUCAAAUCAAAAAGACCGUGAGUUGGAGUCAACGUCAAUUUCAACGCCCUCAAAGCAAGCCGAAAAGGAGCAACCAGCUCCGGAGGCUCCGAAGGCAGAAAACAAAGAGGAGGAGGGGGAUUGCGGGUUCUGCCUGUUCAUUAAAGGAGACAGUUGCAGAGACACCUUGGUUGAAUGGGAGAAUUGUGUGAAAGAGGCGAAGGAGAAGAAAGAAGACCUCGCUGAAAAGUGCUCUGGGGUGACUACUCGUUUGUUGCAGUGUAUGGAUUCCAAUUCCGAUUACUGCAAACCCAUCAUCAAGACCGAGAAGCGCGUCGAAGAGCAAGCCCCUUCUCAUUCUAAUCAAAUCGACCGUGAGUUGGAGGCUCCGAAAGCAGAAAACGGAGAGGAGGAAGAAGGUGAGUGUGGGUUCUGCGUGUUCAUGAAAGGAGGCGGUUGCAGAGACACCUUCGUCGAUUGGGAGAACUGCAUGGAUGAGGCAGAGAAGAACAAAGAGGACGUCGUUGAAAAGUGCUCUCAGGUCACUGAUCUUUUGAAACAGUGUAUGGAUUCUCAUUCCGAUUACUACGGACCUAUCCUCAUGGCAGAGAAGCACAUUGAAGAACAAGCUGCCAUCGACUUGGAGAAAGAAAAGCUAGAUUCAGUAACCAGUAACAAAUAACAGGAGGCCCCUGCUCAUUCUAAUCAGAAGUGAUACUUAAUUCCAUGCUUUUUUUUUUCUAAUUUAUUUAUUUAUUGCUAUUCUAGUAUCACCUUAUUAUAGCAUUCAUGAGCCACCUAUUCCAAUUCAUAACACCUAUUUAAAAUUUGUUACUGACAUAACUUUGUAUGAGAGAAAGAGAGCCUGCGGAGUCUCAUUUUUUGUCACAUAAGUGGAAUUUCAGAUAUUUUCUUA
Molecule: messenger RNA, 1405 nt
Organism: Medicago truncatula (barrel medic)
Lineage: Eukaryota; Viridiplantae; Streptophyta; Magnoliopsida; Fabales; Fabaceae
Product: neurofilament medium polypeptide
Exons: 3
Coding region: 98-1171 (357 amino acids)
Source: RefSeq, a predicted model, not a curated record